AUGUAUAUAAAGGAUGGAGAAUCAAGAAAUAAUUUUCCAGGUGGAUUAUUUAAAUGUGUUCGUCAAGUAUCAUUAUAUGAUGAGUAUCCUUUUGAACAUGAAUUUUUUCUUCGAAUUCAAAAAUCAUUUCCAUUGAUGGAAAAAUUAAAUUUAUAUAAUAAGAAACGACAAAAUAAUAAACAAUAUAGAAAAUCAAAAGAGAACAUCGAACAUCUAUCAAUCGUUGAAUAUUCUUAUCUUACCAACCUUAUUUUAUAUGAUACUCAUUAUGAUUAUAUUGAAGAAUUUCUACUUGAUACCAAAACAUGUUUGGAAAAUGGUGUUUUUCUCUCUCUUAAUUAUAAAUCUUUAAAAAAAGUUACACGCAAUUUUAAAAGAAAUGCAAUACGAAUUAAUUCUAAUAAAGUCAAUCGUUUAUAUAUUUCUGGUGAAUUCAACAUAACUGAACGUUUGAAACAUUAUUUUUCUCAUGCAAAAAUAUCUAAUAAUUAUUAUGGAUUUAUUUGA
Molecule: messenger RNA, 507 nt
Organism: Rotaria sordida
Lineage: Eukaryota; Metazoa; Rotifera; Eurotatoria; Philodinida; Philodinidae
Source: the annotation of a GenBank genome assembly